Panicum virgatum (switchgrass) is the source of this 1757-nucleotide messenger RNA. Its product is annotated as protein VAC14 homolog. Gene Ontology annotation, cellular component: endosome membrane; PAS complex. Gene Ontology annotation, biological process: phosphatidylinositol biosynthetic process; positive regulation of kinase activity. The transcript is spliced from 6 exons. The coding region runs from base 676 to 1020 and encodes 114 amino acids. Lineage: Eukaryota; Viridiplantae; Streptophyta; Magnoliopsida; Poales; Poaceae. The record is from RefSeq and is a predicted model, not a curated record.
GUUCGAACCCCAGGCGCUACUCAAUUUUCAUUUUUCCUCCAAAUCGGUGCUCCUAUCCCCUCCUAGGCUGCCCUGCCCUGCCGCCGAGUGCGGCAUCCGGCCGCCGCCGCCGCCUGGACGCGCGCCGUCUACGGCCUCCGCCCGCGCACCGCCUGCAAGCUCCGGUCGCCGCCGGGACGCGCGCACCCUGCGGGCUUCGGUCGCGCUCCGCCGCUUGCUGGAUCCGGCUACCGCCGCCUGGACGCGCGCCGUCUCCGGCCUCCACCCGCGCGCCGCCUCCGCCGCCUGCUGGGUCCGGCCUCCGCCCGCCCUCGCCCGCACGCCCGCGCAUGCCGCCACCGCUCACCCGCGCAGGCCACCGCGGCGCACUCGCCCGUGCCGGCUGACACCGCGCGCUCCGACCUGCAUUGCUCUCUCCCUCAGCCCUGAAACCUAGGUCGUCUUCUCCGCCCUCUCCCUCACCGGAUCUACUCCUCCCUUGACUGGAUCUGCAUCGACGAAGCGUUCUUCUGGUUGGUCGUGGUCCUGUUCUCAUCGCCUUGGAGCUUGGCCCGUACGUCGGGUUAGGGUUGGCUCGGGCUUCGUGGUCCGUGGGGUGGGGGUGCGGCCGAUGCGGCGAUCGGGAGGCUGUAGCAGCGGCGGGGGAGGGGGAUCUUCGGGGAGGAUUCUCGAGCGAUGGCCGCAGACGCGCUCUGCGUCAUCCGUGGCGCCAUGCUGCCGAACCUCUCCAACAAGCUCUACGAGAAGCGGAAGAACGCUGUGCUUGAGAUUGAGGGGAUCGUGAAGCAGCUCGCAACUGCUGGGGAGCACGAUAAGAUUUCAGUGGUCAUCUCGCUGCUCAUCAAUGAUUUCACCUACUCGCCACAAGCGACCCAUCGGAAGCAGGGUGGGUUGAUUGGCUUCGCAGCAGUUACCGUCGGACUCACCAGUGAGGCAGCUCAACAAGCUUGCUGCUGCCUCGAGGAAAUCCAUGUGAAGGAUAUUGAACAAUCAAAUUUCCAGGAGAAAAAUCAGAGCUGAGUUAUGCUUUCGAAUGGAGGAGGAUAUAUCCACAAUAAACUAGCAAACACACAAGAGCAAUGCCAAACAGAUGUUGGGAAGGCUGUGAAGGUGGGCCUUCAAUGGCCUUCAAAGCUCAGAGUACAUGACCCGAGACAAAAGAUGCUUGCAUAAGCAAUGUCAACAAGUACAACACUGUUGAGAUCUCUCUUCUGCUUUGUGAUGAUAAUUGAAGCAUGUUCAGUUACAUACACGAGUUGUUCAUAGCUUUCCUGAAUUAAUCAUUUUACUUUUUGUAAUAGAGUAAUAGAUUAUAUCAGAGCUGUAGUUACAGCGAUCUCAAUAAUUUCUUUCCUUGCUUUACAGGACUGAACUGUGCUGUUUUAGUGGCUAAAAGAUUUACCCACCGAAGGGCAUUAGGUUCAUUUAUGCUGAUUCCCAGAUAAUUCCAUUCCGAUAUGGAUGUUAUUGACAUAUAUGUAGAAUUUUUGUGUACUGUUUGAUCAAUAUACAUGCUGGGAUGUUGAGGAAGCAGAAGCUGCGGCAUGCUUGGAAGGGAUGCCGCCACAGCUGGUGACCAUCUCAAUAUGGACAUUCAAAUGGAGGAAGGAAAUUUUACUCUAUGGAUGUGUUUGUGUAAUCAAAAUAAUAACUCUAUCCUUUGUGUGAAACACAUAUUUCUCAGUUUGGACUAUGGAUCAUGUAUUUUUUGGUGUACGUUUGAAAUUUACCCGUGGCGUUAGCACGGGCAACUACUA